UUUGCCUGGGCUGGCUUUGAACCUCAAUCUUCCUGAUCUCUGCCUCCUGAGUAGCUGGGAUUGCAGGUGUGAGCUACCGGCGCCUGGCUGAUUUAUCUUUUGACUCAUUGUAUUGACAUCAAUUCCAUAACAGAUGGCAUUUACGUAGUUGUUGAGAGUUUUAUGGCUUAUAAGUGCAUUAUUUGUGAUAUCUUUAGUGCUGCUGAGAGUGAAUCACUUUGUAUAUGUUUGGGUAUAUUUUCCUCCACAAUUACUAAGCAAGUGCAUGGAGAACAGAGUGAAAUUUAUCCUUACACAUGUUUCUGUGCUGUACCAAAUUUUUGGUGAGGUGGUUGUGCAUUUCUCAGCUCACUUCAUACACUGUAUUAUAGUUAAGUAAAGAUUUUCAACUUAGUUUAUUGACUUUAUUUUCUUUAUCUUAGCUGUGUUGGAGUAGAAGAACAUUAUGCUGUUGACAUUGACUUGUAUCACUGUCCCAACUGUGCCGUUCUACAUGGUUCCUCUUUGAUGAAAAAGAGGAGGAACUGGCACAGGCAUGACUACACGGAAAUGGAUGAUGGUUCCAAACCAGUGCAAGCUGGAACUAGGACUUUUGUAAAGGAAUUACGCUCUCGAGUCUUCCCAAGUGCCGAUGAAAUAAUUGUAAAGAUGCAUGGCAGUCAGCUGACACAAAGAUACCUGGAGAAACAUGGAUUUGAUGUCCCUAUUAUGGUCUCUAAAUUAGAUGAUCUAGGACUCAGGCUCCCUUCUCCUGCUUUUUCUGUGAUGGAUGUGGAACGUUAUGUAGGUGGUGACAAAGUGAUAGAUGUCAUUGAUGUGGCAAGGCAGGCAGACAGCAAAAUGACACUUCACAAUUAUGUUAAAUACUUCACGAAUCCUAACAGACCAAAAGUGUUAAAUGUGAUCAGCCUUGAAUUUUCAGAUACAAAGAUGUCUGAAUUGGUGGAGGUCCCUGAUAUAGCCAGAAAGCUAUCUUGGGUUGAAAAUUAUUGGCCAGAUGAUUCAGUGUUUCCCAAGCCAUUUGUUCAGAAAUACUGCUUAAUGGGAGUUCAAGACAGCUAUACAGAUUUCCACAUUGACUUCGGUGGGACUUCAGUCUGGUACCAUGUCCUCUGGGGUGAGAAGAUUUUUUAUUUGAUAAAGCCAACAAAUGAAAAUUUGGUACUCUAUGAAUCAUGGAGUUCAUCUGUGACCCAGAGUGAGGUGUUCUUUGGAGAUAAAGUAGACAAAUGCUACAAAUGUGUGGUGAAGCAGGGGCAUACCUUAUUUGUUCCUACAGGGUGGAUUCAUGCUGUGCUCACUUCUCAGGAUUGUAUGGCUUUUGGAGGAAACUUUCUGCACAAUCUCAACAUUGGCAUGCAGCUCAGGUGUUAUGAAAUGGAGAAAAGGCUAAAAACACCAGAUCUUUUCAAAUUCCCUUUCUUUGAAGCCAUAUGUUGGUUUGUAGCCAAAAAUUUACUGGAAACCCUGAAAGAACUGAGAGAAGAUGGUUUCCAUCCUCAAACUUACCUAGUACAGGGAGUGAAAGCACUGCAUACUGCUUUAAAAUUAUGGAUGAAAAAAGAACUUGUAUCUGAACAUGCCUUUGAAAUUCCAGACAAUGUCAGACCUGGACAUCUUAUUAAAGAACUUUCUAAAGUAAUUCGAGCAAUAGAGGAAGAAAAUGGCAAACCAGUCAAAUCUCAGGGAAUUCCUACUGUGUGUCCAGUUUCACGAUCCUCAAAUGAAGCAACUUCCCCAUAUCACUCCCGAAGAAAGAUGAGGAAACUUCGGGAUCAUAAUGUUCGAACUCCUUCUAAUCUAGACAUCCUAGAGCUGCACACAAGGGAGGUCCUAAAAAGACUAGAGAUGUGUCCAUGGGAAGAGGACAUCUUGAGUUCCAAACUGAAUGGAAAAUUCAACAAACAUCUCCAGCCAUCUUCCACGGUACCUGAAUGGAGAGCAAAAGAUAAUGAUCUACGAUUGCUGCUGACAAAUGGGAGAAUAAUUAAAGAUGAGAGACAGCACUUCUCAGAUCAGAGUCUUUAUACAGCAGAUAGUGAAAAUGAAGAAGAUAAGAGAAGGAUGAAAAAGGCAACCGUGAAGAUAGAAGAAAGUUCAGGAAUAGAGAGGACAGAGAAUGAAGAAUCUCGAAAACCACUUAAUAGUAAGUUUAUUAUAAUGUUCAUUUUGAAGCUCUGUUCUUUACUAAUGUGACAAUAGAUAAAGAAACUUGCUAAUUUUAAAGUUUUUAAGUUUGUAGUGAUUGAGUAGUUCAUCUACCAAGGAAGUGCUGAAUGUGAAUGCCAAGUGAUGU
Molecule: messenger RNA, 2296 nt
Organism: Castor canadensis (American beaver)
Lineage: Eukaryota; Metazoa; Chordata; Mammalia; Rodentia; Castoridae
Gene: Kdm7a
Product: lysine demethylase 7A
Source: RefSeq, a predicted model, not a curated record